Funneliformis caledonium is the source of this 4554-nucleotide messenger RNA. The record is from the annotation of a GenBank genome assembly. NCBI's taxonomy places the organism in Eukaryota, Fungi, Glomeromycota, Glomeromycetes, Glomerales, Glomeraceae.
AUGUCCCUAGACGAUUUUAGGAGAAGUGUUCUCAUGAAUUUGGGUGGUGAGGAACGCGUAGAAGUCAAUCAACGACUUUUGAUUGACAAGAUUUUAGCGCGAUAUUCUUCUGAAUUUGUGGUAUACCGGGAAUUAAUGCAGAAUUCAGAUGAUGCGAAGGCAUCGAGUGUAAACAUUAUCUUUGAGACCGAAAAUCCGAUCACCGGUAACAAUGUAACGGGGAAUAAAAUCACUCGAAUUCUAUUCAAGAACGAUGGUUUCGUCUUUAGACCCCAAGAUUGGGAUCGAUUAAAGAGAAUUGCCGAAGGAAAUCCCGAUGAGCAAAAAAUAGGAGCUUUCGGUGUUGGUUUCUACUCGUUGUUUUCCGUUUGCGAAAACCCAUUUGUUUCUUCAGGUGGACAAGGGAUGGCUUUUUAUUGGCGUGGAGAUCAUUUAUUUGCAGGUCAGGGACCAACUGGCGAUGAAGACCAGGUUUGGACAACAUUUUUAAUGGACAUGAGAGAACCCGCAGAGUUUCCAAACAUUGAAAAAUUCACACGAUUCUUGGUUAAUUCACUGCAAUUGGUGAUAGAACUGUCAAAGCGUACUCUCAACCCGAGAUAUAUGAACAGUUCGGGGUUUGACACCAUUUCUCCACAAAAACUGUUUCAUCUUACUUCAGUGGAUAUUAGAGAUGUCAUGAUAGACGUUAAGAGACUAGUUGUCCCAAAUCAAACUAUUGAUUUUCAGACAGUCAUUGAUUGUGAGAUAAUAGAAACAUCCAUUUGCCUUACAGUUAUUAGUGGAAAUUUGGAUGUUACACUCAGUAGAGAAUUUUCUGCUGAAAUGGAGCGAAUGACUAAAAAGAGACCUCCCGGUAAAACAACUGUCCAAAUGUUAUUUGCCCGGUUUGAUGAUACAAAUCAUUCUCAAAUCUUCAAUGAUUUGGUUCCAUAUCCAAAACAAGGAAAUAUAUAUAUUGGUUUCCCAACUCACCAAACCACGGGAUGUUGCACUCACUUGGCGGCUCGCGUAAUUCCUACUGUGGAACGAGAAUCAAUUGACUUGGUAGACAAAACCUUGGCUGUAUAUAAUAAAGAUUUGCUAUGUGUAGCAGGAAUAUUAUGUAGAAUUGUUUAUGAAGACGAUUUUGCUCAAAUUAAACAGCUUUAUAAUGAUUUGAUCGCUAAAUUUGAACCUGACGAAAAGAUAUUGUCUAUUCGUAGAUGGCUUGAAAAACGAGCAGCACAUAGUUUAGAUUACUUUACGUUUAAACCGAGUACGCCGAAUCCUGAAGUUGGAAGAAUAAUAGAAUCACAAUUUUUUAGUUGUUCGAGACGAGAUUUGUCUAUUUUGUCAACUAAUGGUGUCCUUCCGAUAUCAGACGUUCGUAUUCCUAAGCCAGAAAUGGCCGGAUUCAUAAAAAACGUACCAGUGGUUCCAAAGAUUUUAUUGGAACAAUGUGAAUUAUUUUUUAAGAAAGCGACUAGCCUAAUAAAAGAGUUGACAUUUGAAGAUGUUUUAUUCGAAUUAAAAAGUCGAUCACUUUGUGAAAAUGAAAUGGUUGAGCUUUUGAAAUGGUGGAGUUUUUAUAGGUCAAAUGGAAAUCAUGUUGACUCUGGAGAAUCUGAGCUAUUCAUGCAACUUGCUACCGUAUACGUUAACGAUCAGAUUCGACCUUUAAACACUUUUGAUUUUAUUUUGAACCCAGGCAUAAUUCCACCAGAUGUUGAUCUACCAGCUGAAGUUUUACCAUUUUCCAUUUCUAAAACUUUACAAAGACAGGAUCUUGAAAAAUGGCUUGGGUGGUCAACGUUGCCCUUGAUUUAUUGGGCAAAGUUUAUCGUCAAUAAUCCUAAUUUGGAAUUGAUCCCUGCAUUUGCCGAAAAGAUUCAUCAUAUUUUAGAAAAAAACUUAAAAAUUGCUUCAUCGAAUGACAAGGAAAUAAUUCGCCAGUUAUUUAUUCAAAAGGAUUGUGUACCAACCAAAUUUGGAAUGAAGAAUCCCAUCGAAGCUUAUUUCCAGGAUGUUAAUCUAUUUCCCGAUCUGCCAACAAUUCAAUUUUCAAAACCUUCAAGUGUUCAUAAUAUAAUGAAACUCUUGGGCGUUCGAAAAGUUGUUGAUUUACAAAUCAUUUUUAGUCGUCUUGGGCAAAAGGAUUGUGAUCAUAUGCAACUUGUGAAAUAUCUCAUCUCGGAAUUGGAUCAUCUCAAAGAAAAUGACAUGAUGAAAUUAAAGAUCACCCCGAUCUGGCCUAGAGAAAAUUUGGUAGAAUCAAAGACUAAGGGUAAAUUUAGAAAAGCGAAGCUAACGUCAGAAAUUCGACGUUACGUUGCAUAUGAACUGUAUGCGCCCGUAGCACUGCAUCGCGAAUUUGAUUUACCUAUACUUGAUUGGAGGAAAAGGUGGGCCCGUAGUACACCAGAAGGAAAACUCUUAAUCGACCUGGGUCUUCGAGAAUAUCCCACACUUCAAAAAAUCAUAGAAUUGGCAGCACCUCCUACUGAUCCUAAUAUUCGUGAAAAGGCACUUAAAUACUUUAUUGAUAAUUUUAAAGAAAAAUAUUCCAAAGAAUAUAAACCAUCCGACGUCAAAGUUGCCUUUUUGCCUUGUUCAUCACCAAACAUUUAUGCGAAGCCUACAGAGUGUUUUAUAAACAUUGAAUGCACGAUAAUGAAAUUCAAAGUUAUACGCCAAGAUUUACGGUUUAAUGUGGGACAAUUUGGCGUUUGUCAAAAUCCUAGUGGUGAACUACUCAAAGAAAGGUUAAUUGAGGAUACACCGCAAGAUGAAGAAACGGCAAAGAGCGUUUUUGAAUAUUUGCAAUCACAACAGGGAAGUUUUACCACCCAUAAUUGGUUGGUUCUUGGUGAUCUCAAUUUUAUUCCUAUUCGAGAUAGUAAUCGACCCGACGUAAUUAUUAAAACCAAUCCACGUAGUUGUUUCUUUGAUAACCAAGAAAAAAGUUUGAAUGAUUUCUUUACAAAAAUUGAUUUUGGGCAAAAAGCCAAUAAAUUCCUUCAAAGUUGCGGUGUCAAAAUCCUACCAUAUGCAAUAGACUAUGCCGAAUUGUUAGUUAAAUCAUCACAUGUAAUUUGGGGUUUAAUGGAAGACAAUGUAGAGAAAUAUUUAAAUAUUUUGAAAAGAAUUGCUUUUGAUUAUCAUUACUUAUCCAGAUAUACAGGAUUAUUGAGAAAGAUGUCGACAGAACCCAUUCUAGUUGCUAUAACAAGUGGACAAGCUGAAGGCAGAAAGGUUCAUUGUCGCUUGGCUUCAGCGAAUGAAAUUUAUAUAAAUGAUGAUACAAUAUAUCAGCAAGUUUUUAAUCCGUUUACGGCUCCAGAAGAUUGUAACUUGAAAAAUCUGUAUAUAAAGUUGGGAUGUAAAUCAUUACGCAAUUCCGUGACAGAAGUUACGAACCCAGGAUAUUAUGGUCUAGAAACCGAGAAUUCUCGAAAGUUAAAGGAAACAAUCAUGGAACGAGCUAGUUUAUUCUAUCAUGAUUAUUCUGAGAGUGAGAUUAAAAGAGAUGCGGAAUGGCUUAAACAACUAAAAAUUAAGGAGGUCGAGCGAAUAGAAGCAAAUUAUACAUUAAAAACCACUCAUGAGACAAAAAGCAAGUCUAUUUCCACUUGUCUGAAAGAGGAAUGGACUAAUUCAUGGGUGCUUUUUGUGACACCCAACACAAAAUCUCUUGAUAUCUCGCAGCAUUUAGUUAGAAGUAUCUACGUUUCACAUAAAUGGAAGGAUAUCUUUAAUCUCAAUACACUUUUAAUUACACCUUUGUCAAGCUUGGAAAGCAUGGGAUAUCCGAUUGAUUGCAUACCCAACUUAAAGCGUAGCGUCGAGAAGUAUAAUCAAAAGGGAAGGAGUACUGGAACGGUGACCGAAAUAACACCUGCAAUCACACAAAACCUACGAAAUUCUUUACAAGAUGUCAUAAAUGCUUGCCGCGCUCAUUCAGGAAGUUCGCUUCACAAUCAAGCUAGUGUCAAAAUUGUCGACGAAAGUCAACCGAGUUACUGCGACAUUAUACCUGGUCAUUCAUUAUAUUUUGUUGGAACUUUACAAGGGAUUAAGAUUUACAAUUCUAUAAUUACUGCUCAAUCUAUAAAUCUCUUUCAAACACACGCUAUUUCAUUGAACCGUUUUGUGAAUUUAUUGCGAUAUCUUGUAGAGGUUUUUCAGCUUGCACCAGAAGUUGUACAUAUAUUCUAUGAUAAUAAUUCAAAUUCGGUUGCAUUUAAUCGGGACAGAUCAUUAUUUUUCAAUUUAAACUAUUACAUUGGAUUACAUGGUGACGAAUGUCAAUAUGUAUUUACAAAUAAUGCCAUGAAUUAUUGGUUUAUGACAGUUUGUCAUGAAUUAGCGCAUAAUAUCGUACUUAAUCAUGAUUCUAAGCAUGAAACUUCGGCAGCAGGCACCACCAUCUCAACAGAAACUGGUUCUAUUGCAAAUCAGCAACAACAAAUCCAAGAACAGGAUAUUAGGAUGCAAGUCAGUCCUCAUUCGCCAACGCAACCACAAAAUAUUCAACAAACAACAGCACCUAUUUCACAAUUUGAUAUUAAAUAA